GGCAAAGCUGUUGGACUCACCUGCUCAGAGUCUGUCAGGUUGGUGGGAGGAGACAGUCGCUGUGCAGGAACACUGGAGGUGAAACAUCAGGGAGACUGGAGACCAGUGGGUGACUCCUACUGGACCCUGAAGGAAGCAGCUUUUGCUUGUAAAGACCUGUACUGUGGCUCUGCUGUUUCUGUAGAACAGAGAGAGGAGUCCUCAGAAAGAUCUGUGUGGAGGAUGAACUCUGACUGUGUUCAGUCUGGAUCUGCUCUGAGGGAGUGUGCAACAUCAGAUUUCUCUUCCUCCAUCCUGGAUCUCACCUGCUCAGACCUGCUGCUUCAGCCCAACAUCUCUGGGUCCUCCUCUGUGGACGGGGUCUCCGAGGCCCAGCAGCAGGGGUUUCACGUGCUCAGGGGCUCCACCUUCAACAUCAGCUGCUCCAUCCAGCCACAGUACCCAGGAGGCUCCUUCCAGCUCACCUUCACCUCCUCCACCUCAGCACUCACCUACACCAAGCCAGCUGUCAAUCACUCCGCCCACUUCCUGUUUCCUGCUGCAGAGCCCGCCCACCAAGGAAGCUACAGCUGUGUUUAUCACGUCUAUGUUUUUUCUCACGACUUCUUCUCUGAGAGCCGUCUGAUCUCUCUCACUGUCGCAGACCUGCUGCUUCAGCCCAACAUCUCUGCGUCCUCCUCCGUGGACGGGGUCUCCGAGGCCCAGCAACAGGGGUUUCAGGUGCUCAGGGACUUCACCUUCACCAUCAGCUGCUCCGUCCAGCCACAGUACCCAGGAGGCUCCUUCCAGCUCACCUUCACCUCCUCCACCUCAGCACUCACCUACACCAAGCCAGCUGUCAAUCACUCCGCCCACUUCCUGUUUCCUGCUGCAGAGCCCGCCCACCAAGGAAGCUACAGCUGUGUUUAUCACGUCUAUGUUUUUUCUCAUGCCUUGUUCUCUGAGAGCCGUCUGAUCUCUCUCACUGUCACAGAUCUAAGGCCUUUUAUCAUCAGAGCGGUCGUCCUGCCGCUGAUUCUGCUGUUGGCGAACAUUGGCCUUUACUUCUACUAUAAGGCCACCAGAGGGCAGAAGCCGGGCAGACGGGAGAACACUGAGCCGGUUUAUUAUAACCUGGGUGUUCCUGCAGCUGAAGGAGGGCCGACUGAAGAGGAAGGAGCUCAGGGAGCAGAGUAGCACCUCCAAGGAGCUCAUCUCACAUCCAGAUGGAUUUAUAACACACAACCCACCAACAGCUCAUUUUAUAUGAAUGUUCCCUUUAAACAAGAAGGCUGGAUUUAUUCAAUACAUUAUAUACUAUAUUUGUCUUACUCUCAACAUGAAAACCAACAAUGUGUUAGUCUUUUCAUACUUUCUGACUUCCUGUCAGAACGUAUGUAGCCCAUUGGUUCCUACUGAAGAUGUAAAUCUCUAAAAACACCUCACAAACAUAAU
Sebastes umbrosus (honeycomb rockfish) is the source of this 1434-nucleotide messenger RNA. RefSeq lists its product as uncharacterized. The transcript has 6 exons. Lineage: Eukaryota; Metazoa; Chordata; Actinopteri; Perciformes; Sebastidae. The record is from RefSeq and is a predicted model, not a curated record. The coding region runs from base 223 to 1176 and encodes 317 amino acids.